Miscanthus lutarioriparius is the source of this 1560-nucleotide messenger RNA. NCBI's taxonomy places the organism in Eukaryota, Viridiplantae, Streptophyta, Magnoliopsida, Poales, Poaceae. The record is from the annotation of a GenBank genome assembly.
AUGUCUGCCUCUGAAAACCAGGCUGCUGAAGCCAGAAUGGACACAAGUGCCAGGAAAAUUGUCCCAACUGGGAACAAAAUCCGUAUUCGUUUACCAUUACCACUGAGAAAGAGGUUGGCUGAAGGCCUUCAGACCAUGAGCACAGGAUUGCCUGAGGAUACGAAAAAACACGCUGCUAAGGAAGUACCUGAAUAUACUAAUGACACCGCCGAAAACACCACAUUUGUUGACACUGAACUGAAGAUUGAAAAGGUAAGCACCAAGCCCCCUAGUAUCAAAUUAUCAACAGAUGGAAACCUGAAAACCAUGUCUAAAGACAGACUAUGUGAACAGGCAAACAGCAACAACUUGUGCAAAACCAUGUCAAAGGACAGAGUGUGUGAAGAGGCUAAUUUCAUUGUCCCAGGCCUGAAUCUGACAACCACUGCUGGCAUGCAAGAUAACACAGAAAGCAUUUGCCCUGUAAGGAAAGGGUCAUGUGAAGAGGGACACACAGACAUUAUGAGCAAUGGGCUGCCUCCUGAGAGCAGCAAAACAUCAAAGAAGGAAGCAUGUGUAGGAGCCAUGGACAGCACCCCAAGCAUGGAACUUUCAAUCACAAGAGUGCAAGGUGAAGUGGAAAAGAACGACUCCACUACUAAACCCUGUGAAGCUGCUAGUGAAAAUAUCCUAAGCAAGAAGCUACUCUAUGAGACAAACAGCAACACCUCAAGGAAGAGAGUAACUGAAGAAGCUAAGAUCAACAACCCAAGCAAGAACCUGAAAACCUCUGCAGGGAAGUGUGGAGAGGCAAAUGACUGUUUCCCAAUCAGAAGACCCGCUGAUCAAUCUAAUGACAAGAAAUUUAGCAAAAAGAUGCGUACCUCUGCAGUGCAAGCUACUGACACCAGCCAUAACACUUCCGGACUGAAACUUCCUACCUCUGUUGGCCUGGCUGUGGAACAAAGUAUCAGCACUGCAUUCUUGGAGGCCACAAAAGUGUAUAAAGAGUUUGAGGAGAAGGUUAAGAGAACUGUAUACCUUGACAACUUGUCUCGCCUGGCUACAGAUGCAGUCAUUACGAUGGCUUUGAACCAGUUUGGUAAUGUCAAAAGCGUCAGUUUUCUGACCAACUAUACAGUUCCAUUUGACAUUCCCCAAUCUGCAUUAGUAGAAAUGGAAACUGAGAAGGAUGCUGAGUCCGUGGUCAACAUACUAGAUGAGUUCCCAUUCAUGCUGUCUGGGAUGCCAAGGCCUGUGAGGGCGAAGCAUGCCACAGCUGAAAUGUUCAAUGACCGUCCACGGAAACCUGGAAGGAAGUUAGAAUUCCAUUGGGUGGGCCCUACAGACCCUGAUUGUCAUAAUGUCAGAAAGUUUAAGUUGAUGUCCAAGAGGCAUGAGUUGGAGAACUUAGCACUAAUCAAGAAUGAACUGCAAGAGGAGGCACUGCUCGCAAAGCGUCAGCAGGACAAUCUGAAUUGUCAUUACAGGAAGCUUGAGACUGUAGACAGCGUGAUUAUGAAUGGCGGGCUCAAUCGCCUGACUCACAUUUACAACCUCCGUUUCGAUGAAAUGUAUUGA